UUAACUCGUUCGUUCGUGUUGAUGUGAACUGUGAAGUGAAACUUCUUGCGCUCAACAGUAUCUGUAUAUCCGGUAUGGAUUCAGAGGCCGCGAAGACGGCGAGGGAAUCGCUGGAUUUGGCGUUUCACAUGUCGAACAUCCUAGAGACUGGACUCGACCGUCACACUCUCUCGGUACUCAUUGCACUCUGCGACCUUGGGCUAAACCCUGAGGCACUAGCGGCCGUGGUCAAGGAACUCCGGGCGCAGCCGCCGUCUCCCUCGCCUCCUGCUCCGUCGUCAUCUAAUUAGGCAGGUUUCAUCGGUGUGACUGGACCAUAUUCUUGCUCAUUGUGAUUUGUGACUGGACAAUGAGCCUAUGGAACCUGAUAGGAAGAUAAAUGGGCAUAGAGUGGGUAACUGCUGGAAUAGUUAAAAUAGAGUUGCUGCCAUUCUCCUACAAUGUAAAGGGAUUCAUGACCUGCUAAUGCUGGUGACAUGCUGGACUAUGUAGCCGCAGAGAAAUACUCGAGCAUUUAAAGGACUUGAAUCUCCUUUUGAUAAUAUUGAAAAUGCACGGUCUUAUAAUGUUUUGUUAUUGUUAGGAGGGGAGGUGGGGAGGAUUGGCAAUGCAUGGAAAAGAGUGAUCACAUUUCUGCAAACAUGAUGUACUAUUUUCUUGGUGCCCCUUAAUUUAACUUCAUUUUCCAUUCAAAUCUUAUUGUUGCAUGUAUAUUAGCAACUAGCAAGCCAAUUGUGGUUUUGUGCAUCUUAGUUGGAUUCUCUUGUAUGUAUACUUGUAUAGUUUCGAACUUUCGAUGGGCAGUGAAACUCUUGAUAGGUGUUUGUAGAAGUGCUUGUGUGGAGUGUAUAGUCUAUGUUUACAAUGGUUGGAAAUAUCUAUCAUAUGUACAAGGUUUAAAAUUUAUAAUGAAGAUUAUUUUAUUGUUCAGUGCAACCUUGUGUGGCUUAGUACUAUGCUGGGUGGCAUCUCCGGAAAAUGAGUACCCUUGUAUUUUGCAUGAUGAAUUAUGGGGAUAAUUAUAUGUUAAAAAAACAUCCGAAUCAAGGUUAUAGGCUUUGUGCUUGUCCAGGACAUGUAUCUUUCUUUCUUUUCUCAGAAGUAUGUAUUAUUGUUAUUAUUAUUUAAAAAGAGGACUCGUAUGCAGUGACCACUUAGCCUGGUUGGCAGUUGCCCUACGUCAUACCUUUCGUUUAUGAGGACGCUUAUUCCAUGUGUAAGUAUGGAUUUGGGGCUCUAUAAUUCCUCAAUCAUUCUUGAGUCUUAAAUCUUGGAGGCUUAAGUCGUGCUCAAACAUGCUUUGGAUAUGUUAUAUUCUUAUGUACCUAAUAUCUUUUGUAAAAUUUUUGUAUCCUUACUUUACAAGCAGUAGAUACUUCACGAGUCAUGUUAAUGGAUUUAAUUUUUCUUUUGAUUAUUGUCUGCCUUUCUGUGUUCGAUCAAAGAGUUGAUUCAACUCAAGAGGGUUGGCUUGUUAGUAAAUUUGUCAGGAUAAAUCCUUGUCAAAGACAAUGGAUCCUGGGUUCAACUCUCAUGUCAGGAGAAUUUCUUUGGAGCCACCCUUAUGGGUUGAAAGUCCUGUAAUUACCUGGUGCAUGUGGAAUAGGGAGAUCCCUGUACACGGGUUUACCGUGUAGAAUGGAGUCUAAUGUUGUCAUCGUAUCUUGGACGAGAGUUGCUUCAUUUGGUUGAGGAUUAUCACUAAAUUGAGUAGUUUAAAUCACAUCUCUGUCUAUUGACCAUCUCUUGGGUGAUUCUGGAGUGAAGUUGAAAUAUAAAUGGAAAAGGUUGACCAGUAUGUAUGAAGUCAUUCUUAUGAUUAUCGAGGAUGGGAAGCAAACACAGUUCGUAACAUCAUGGGAAGAUUCUCCUGUGAAGAAGAUUUGAGUGGUGGAGAAUUGUUUUAGAUGAAUGCAAAUACCUGACAGAGUCAAGCCUGUCACUAAUGUGAGUUCUAAGCGGAGGUGGGUUGUUAAUAAUUGAUACUGGAACUCCCAUCCAAAAUUGGCUCAUUUGAUAUUUCUCUUUGAUGGCUUUUUAUUAUAACCAUUUUCCAUUAAAAGGUAUUGGCAAAGCUUGGUUCAGCCGCAGCGUCCACUAGCUCAGGGGAAACAGAAAGGGUUUCGCUUCUGCAGGUACUUGUUUUCUUUGCUUGCAUUUCAAAAUAAUUUUAAUGCUAUGACAUUGAUUGAAGUCUAUUCCAAGAUUUUAUGGAACAUAUCUUUGCGUAGCUAAAUAGUAAAUUUGUAGUUUACCGUUUGUGAUGACUUGUUGAUUCAUUGACUGCAUUGGGUUUAUGACGAAGUAAAACUAUGUCAAUUACUGUUAAUGUUACUGUUGUGUUAACGACGACCCAUUGAAGAGUA
Molecule: messenger RNA, 2366 nt
Organism: Tripterygium wilfordii
Lineage: Eukaryota; Viridiplantae; Streptophyta; Magnoliopsida; Celastrales; Celastraceae
Product: mitotic-spindle organizing protein 1A-like
Exons: 2
Coding region: 75-290 (71 amino acids)
Biological process (GO): mitotic spindle assembly; microtubule nucleation by interphase microtubule organizing center; gamma-tubulin complex localization
Cellular component (GO): gamma-tubulin ring complex; interphase microtubule organizing center; centrosome
Source: RefSeq, a predicted model, not a curated record